AUGUACAGUUUAUCAAAAUUGGUCCAGCCUUUGGCUAAACAAUCCCUACAAGUAAUGGCGAAAAGAACAAAUAUUGGAGUUAAUGGACCACCGUUAGUCAAAAUGGCAAAAUGGGUAAAAACUAUCUGUUUUAUUUAUAUUUAGUACAGUUUAAGCACAAGUUUACUUAUUACUAUAAUAGUAAUAUUAAUAAUUCAAAUAUAAUACUUAAUCUUCUAAUUAUUUACAAUUUAAAUAGCUAUGUAAUUUUGGAAUACUAUUUUUUAAUUUGCUUAAAAUGCAUCAUUUAAAACAGGUUUAGUAAAUAUACUUUAACCCUAAUUAAUUAUUUAAAGUAUAAUUUAUAAACAACAAAUGUCUACAAUCAGCUGAUCAAUUUUAGAAUAUUACAUUAUUGUACAUGUGCUUUAACUAUAUUAGUAAUUCUGUGUAUGUAAUACUAUUUUAUUCUCGGUCACAAUUGCUUCCUAACAUUUACCAUUUGUUCAGGUUUUUUCUCAAUUUUUCACCUUUAUAUAUAUAUUGUUGUCAAAGCAUCACUAUCAACUUGAACUCUUCUCGGAAUUGUUUUUUCGUUAAUAAAUGGUUUAUUGUUGCUUACAGAUAUAGAUACAUUAAAUUUUCUUUUGUAUUCUACCUUCCCAAUUUCCAAUUUAUUACAGUGGCUGCACCCAUCCCCAUUAUUUUACCUUUCUUUUUUUCUACUUUUAUUCUCUACAAAAAUUCAUUUCUAGACAACAAACUACUUCCUUUUGACUCCCGUUCCACAUUGAUAAUCAAUUUAAUUAUUAAUUUCAUCAUAGACACAUUGUCUUAAUAUAAAACAUCAAAUGUAUUUAAAAUAUUAAAUAUAUGUAUAUUUUUUUAUUUCUUUAAACCUUAUAAAUAAUUAUUGUGGUGUUAUAUUAUUUUACAAUCAACAAACAAAAAAAAAUGAUUGAAUUUAGAGUAAAAAUAUUUAUUAUGAAAUGUAUAGAGAAUAUUAUUUUGGAGGGAAUCUCAUAGUUGUUUUUUAAAUUGUGAACUAUUAAAAAAGUUGGUUAUUUAAAGUUGGUCAUAAAAAAAAAAAAAAGUUUUUGGUGCGCUAUAUAUCGAGCUGUAUAUUUAAAAUAAUACAAAAAUCCUUAAUAAGUUAUUACCUCACUAAAAUUUAAACACGUAUAUCUUCUUAUUCUUCUCUUCUACUAAUACUAUUCUUUAUAAAAUAUGUAAUAAGACCCUUUUCCUUAAACCAGAGACACGCAAUUGUGGAAGCGUGGAAUGCCUUAAUUACCAUAACUCUGGAUCAUACACUUUAUCUUCAUUCUACCUUCAAACUAACUAUAUACUUAUGUAUUGAUCAAUUUUUUGUAUUAUAUUGCAAUUCAAUUCAGGUAGAAGACUUCUGUGUAUUUUGUUUUAAAUGAAGUUCCUACACACAAGUAAUAUAACCAUGCGAGAGAAAAGAAAUGUUAAUAACAAGAAACUAUUAAGAAAUUAUGUCUGACCAACAUCUACAUAAAUAAGAGUGUAAUAUUAGUAAUAAAUAAUAAUAUCUUGAUAGUUUAAAUAUUUAAAAAUAAAUAAUGUUGAGAAUCUUAUAAUAUUAUGUAAAUUAUCUAUAUUUUGAAAUUGAAAAUGUGGUUUACUACCUGCCUAUUUGAAAAUCAAAAUAUGUUGUUUCUUUAUAGGUAUUUAAUGGGAAGAGAUGUAAUACAUUAUAAAUGCUUUAAAUGUAUUAAUAUUCAAAAUAAUACAUUUCAUAUAAUAUUUACUCUUUAAAUUUAAAUUAAAUCAUUAUGCAAUUAUCCAAGUGUAACUCAAAUUAUUUGUUGUUGGGUAUUUUAAAUCUUAAACAUUUCAAUUAGGAAUGUAUUUAAUAAUUUAUAUCCUACUUAAAUUGUAUAACAUUGUUAUUAGGUAUACUACUUUAUUUACUUAGACAAUUAUUUACUGGCAGAAAAUUAUAAAAUAGUUCUUGAUACAAUUUAACCCUAAUGGUUUAUUUUUUUUUUUUCAGAAACAAUUACUUAUUGGUGGUGCUGCAUCUGGAUCUAUUUUAAUUAUUCCUAUCUGGGUUUUAUAUGACUUAAAGAGUUUGCCACGAGCAUAA
Cinara cedri is the source of this 2092-nucleotide messenger RNA. Lineage: Eukaryota; Metazoa; Arthropoda; Insecta; Hemiptera; Aphididae. The record is from the annotation of a GenBank genome assembly.